Molecule: messenger RNA, 453 nt
Organism: Impatiens glandulifera
Lineage: Eukaryota; Viridiplantae; Streptophyta; Magnoliopsida; Ericales; Balsaminaceae
Exons: 1
Coding region: 1-453 (150 amino acids)
Source: RefSeq, a predicted model, not a curated record
AUGGAUGACGAGAUGAUGUUCAUCCUAUCUGAUGGUCCAAUAAAGAUUGAGAAGGAAAGAUGUGAAUGGACGACCGAUGAUAAAAGAAGAGACAACCUAGAUAAUCAUUGCAGGAGUCACAUCUUCAAAUCUCUGGACAGAAACACAUUUGGCAAAGUUAGAGAAUGUAGAACUGCAAAGGAAGCAUGGGAGACAGUAAUCCAACUCCAUGAAGGAAAUGAAAGAACCAAGGAGAACAAGAUACUAGUGGCCACCCAAAAGUUUGAAAAUAUUAAGAUGAGGCUCGGUGAAACCAUGAAAGAGUUCAGUGAUCGGUUUACCAGUGUAGUAAAUGAGCUUUCUACACUCGGAAAGAAAUACGAUAACAAGGAAACCAUUAUCAAGGCAUUGAGAUCUCUUUCCAGCAUUUGGGAUAUAAAGACUGGUGAUGUGAUAAUCCAACAUCCUCCAUAA